Ananas comosus (pineapple) is the source of this 1529-nucleotide messenger RNA. RefSeq names its product protein WVD2-like 1. Gene Ontology annotation, biological process: microtubule cytoskeleton organization. Gene Ontology annotation, molecular function: microtubule binding. The transcript is spliced from 7 exons. The coding region runs from base 159 to 1235 and encodes 358 amino acids. Lineage: Eukaryota; Viridiplantae; Streptophyta; Magnoliopsida; Poales; Bromeliaceae. The record is from RefSeq and is a predicted model, not a curated record.
CAGAGUUCGUCGUCGUCGUCGUCGUCGUGGUUGUCGUUGUCGUUGCCGAGGGGCGUGGGGGGCGCGGAGGAGGCGGAGGAGGAGGAGGAGGAGGAGGAGCGGCGCGAGAGAUCUCUCGGAAGGGGUGCGGGGGAGGGGGGCCGCGGAGAGAAUUUCCAAUGGGGAAAGAUGUUAUGGAUGUGUCCACAGACGAAGAGUCAGACUGUGUUAUUAUAUGCACACCAAGUAAUAACCAUGAUAAAUUCGAUGAAACUAUAAAUGGCAUCCAGGACGAAAAUUCUCCAAGGGGCCAAGACGUACCUUUCAUUAGGAACAGGAAUAUGGAUGGUGACACGCAAGAAGAGAAAUCCACCGACCAUGAAAGUCAGAAAGCUUUUGAUCGCAAGAAGUCGGUUCCUGUUUCCAAAUCAACAACAAGGCCUGCCAUUGCAGGAUCACAAUGGUCUAAUUACACGGUUCCUCAGCCAUUUUCCCUUGCAACUGAAAAGAGAGCUUCAAGCUCCAAUCGUGCUUUUGUUGCUUAUCCGGCUGGCAAUGGAGAAAAGCAGGCAAAUAUAAGCAGCAACCAAUCAACAAGCAUAAAGAAGACUGAGAGUAAUUCAUCUGUUACAUCUAGGAAGCCUUUACAAUCUGAUAACACAAUGCACUCUAAAGAAGAGGAUUCCAUCUCCAUUACUUCAUCGACUGGAGCUUCGACAAGAUCUAGUAAAACUAGGACAACAGUGCCCUCUGCCCCAGUUUUUAGAUGUAUGGAGCGUGCUGAGAAGAGGAAAGAGUUUUACUCAAAAUUGGAAGAGAAGCAUGAGGCUUUGGAGGCAGAAAGACUCGAAGCUGAAGCCCGGAGAAAGGAGGAGCAAGAGGCAGCAAUAAAGCAACUAAGGAAGACCUUGACCUUUAAAGCUAACCCAGUUCCAAGCUUCUACCACGAGGGACCUCCUCCUAAGGUUGAACUUAAAAAGGUGCCUCCAACUCGUGCCAAGUCGCCGAACUUCACUCGGAGGAAGAGCUGUAGCGAUGCUACUAGUUUGUUGCAAGGCGAUGAGAGCGGCGGGGUAUGUUGUCGAUUACACCGCCACAGCGUAGGGAGCUGCAAAGAAACCACAAGCAAACUACAAAGUGGUCCGAAAAUAGGAACUAAUGCGAAAAUCAAAGUAGGACCAAAAUCUGGCAAAGAGGUUUCCUCAAAGGCCUGCUCAGAAGAGGUGGCGGCCGCUGAUGUUUCUGUACAGACCUGAUUCUUGAGAGUUUUUCUCAUGUUAUUUUAAUUUUUCAACCUUAUAUCAAAAGUGACUUCUUUGUUGUUGUUGCUUGUUGUGGGGUUUCUGCGAACUCUGUUAAAACUUUUGUGGCCGAGAACUGUAUGUAAAGCGUCGUUAUAUCGAAGGAUCAGGCAGUUUGAAGAACUGUUUGGCAUGUAUUUUAUGGAUAAUGUAUCAAUUAGUCACAAUGGUCAUGUUUAUUGUAUGUAAAUGACUUAUAUGUUAUAUAUAUGAAGAGAAAUGAAACUGUGCUUGCGGAUUGUGAGGAAA